Molecule: messenger RNA, 753 nt
Organism: Acanthoscelides obtectus
Lineage: Eukaryota; Metazoa; Arthropoda; Insecta; Coleoptera; Chrysomelidae
Source: the annotation of a GenBank genome assembly
CGGUUGUUGCAGAGUAUUGAAAGAUGGCACCAGCAUACAAGGUAUCUUACUUCAACAUUACCGCUCUUGGACAGCCUAUAACAUUCCUUUUUAGCUAUGGAGGAAUUGAAUUUGAAGAUAUUCGUAUCGAAAAGGAACAGUGGCCUCAGCACAAGUCAAAGAUGUUUAUAAAGUUUCUGCAAUCUUGCGACUCGCAAAUAUUUUUCUCCACAGAAAUGCCUUUCGGACAAAUGCCAGUAGCCAAACAAGUAAAGUUGCUAGGCAAAGACGAUUGGGAAGAUUUGGAAAUUGAUGCUGCUGUUGAUAUUGUCAAUGAUCUGCGUCAAAAAUUGGGAGGUUAUGAAGUUGAUGAAAAAAUCAAGAAAGCCAGAGGUGAAAUCCUAUCCAAAGAGACCUUGCCUUACUAUAUAGAAAAACUAAAUGCCCAAGCUGAGAAGACUAGUGGGCAUUUGGCUUGCAAUCGUGUAAGUAUCCCGGCAUCAGUAUCUGGAAUGCCUAUUUGCUAACAUAGCAGACAAUCGAUAGUUUUCUUGAGAAGUACUAAAAAUUGUGUCAUUACCCUUUAGUUUCGUUGUCUUUAUUUCCAAAUAUGUUUAGGAGCUUUGGAAACGAUAACACAUUUGAGCGGAAUUGUCGCUCGUUUGAUCAUAUCUCCGCCAAAACUGGUGUAAUGGAAUUACCAAAACAGCAAAUAAAGCUGUCAAGUUACUCGGUCUUUUCUUUGAUGAUUGUAUUAAGACAUGGAAAUCUUAA